Messenger RNA from Cordyceps fumosorosea ARSEF 2679, 3492 nucleotides. RefSeq names its product Tetratricopeptide-like helical. The transcript has 4 exons. Gene Ontology annotation, molecular function: protein binding. NCBI's taxonomy places the organism in Eukaryota, Fungi, Ascomycota, Sordariomycetes, Hypocreales, Cordycipitaceae. The record is from RefSeq and is a predicted model, not a curated record. Bases 1 to 3492 code for a protein of 1163 amino acids.
AUGACUUCCAAAGCCGCCAACUACAUUGAGCACCUCGACAUUGCACGCUGUCGAGGCGACUGGGCAGUUGUACCCGAGCUUGUCCGCAAGGUGCGCAAGCACGCUCCCCAGCGAGAAUGCCUCACCCUGACCGCCGAAACCGAAUGUGCCAUCUCCAGCGCGACAACGGGCUCCGAGCGCCCCUCCAUAGCUGCCAUCAUCGAGAAGCUCAACGUCGAUGCCACGAUACCCAAGCUGCAGGCCGCCAUUGAGGCCGAGACGGCCCAUGGCCAGGAUGCCUUCCAAGCCCGCGUCUGCGUUGGCUGGAUGUACUGGGUCGUUGCCGAGUAUGCUCUCGCCCUCGACCACCUUCCCAGCGGCCUCGCUGAAGUUGGCGAGGACGCCCGCAAGUCUUUGACCGAGUGGACCAGUGUCUGCGCCUUGAAGUCUGCCUAUCUCAGGGCCAACUGCCUUAUGCGCGACAAUCAGCGCCAGUCCGCCCUCGCCGCCUUCCAGUCCGGGCUACCCUCCCUCGAUCGCGUCUGGGGAGGCCAGCCUGUCCAGUCCCAGCUCAAGUACUGGUCCGAGCUCUACCUGACCGAAUACUGUACCUUGACCAGUCAAUCUAUCCGCCAAGGAGACGCCACAUUCGAACAACAAAACUCAAUCUCCUGCUUCCGAGCCUGGGCUCGCUACUGGGAGGCCAUGUCCGCCCCCGUCACCGGCGGUUUUGGCUUCAAGGGCUCCGCCACAUCUGUCCCCCGACGAUCGAUAUGGAACGAGUACUACCAGGGGCUCUCCAAGCAUCUUCUAUUCGACGACGCAUUCCCCCCUGCCAGCCUCGGCAACGUCCCAGCCGACACGCCGGCCCGAACUCAGCUGCGCAUGGAGCUGAAGCGCGUCGAGGCUUCCUAUGAGAAACUUCUCCUCUCCGAAACGACAUUUCCUCGAGCGGACGAGCAUCGCGAAGAGGUAGAGAAAUUCAUCAAGCAAGUCAUGGACAAUUGGGCUAUUCUUUGUGGCCGUGGUUGGAGUGAAAAGGAUCUUGGACAGGCUGGUCGCGCAGGCAUCAGUCGUGGUGUUCUUGAAACACUGUACAGCGCCGCAACCAAGACCUACCAUUCCACCCUCAUUCUCCGCUCACUAUUUAGCGUUCAUGUCGCCGUGGCCGAAUUCGAUCUUGCAUUCAAGGCUCUGGACUCAUAUCUCGAAAUCAUCAGCAAAGGGAAAGCCCGAAUCGCCAAAACUAGCAUUCCUGAGCCCAGCUUAGAUAACGACUCCACUGUCUUGGAAACCAUGGCCCAGGCCAUCAUGACCCUUUGCCGCUACGGCCACCACAAGUCAGCAGAAAAGGCGCGUCGCCUUGGUGCUGAGCUCGAAGACUGGCUUGCCAGACUAUCCCACAACAAACCCGGUACCGAAUCCAGCAGCUUCGUCCCGCCCCGAGUCAUUGCGCUCUCCUGGCAGGCUAUUGGUUUGUCCCACGCCCAUUGGUCUCGCUCAACGUACGAAGCAGCGUCCCGGACUGAGAUCCAGUCAAAGGCUAUUCGCUGCCUACGGAAGUCUCUUUCGUCCGAAUACGGCAGAUCAAAGGAUACCCGCAGCCUUUUUGCCCUUGGUCUACUCCUCGCUGAACGCAAAGAACUCUCUUCUGCCGUCGAAAUUAUUCGAGCCACUCUCAUGUCCACUAAGCGUGAUGAAAAUAGUGUAAAUGAAGAGCUAUACAGUGGUCCUUAUUGGCAAGAGAGAUCCCUUAUUCCCAUGUGGCAUCUCCUGGCUCUGUUGCUGAGCGCUCGCCAGGACUAUGCCAUGGCCAGCAGAGCCUGCGACGGCGCCGUCGAACAAUUCAAAGAUUCUUCCAUUCUCUUUGGAAAGGCGGAAAGCUUCAAGAGCGAGCACCUGAACGAUGCGGAAGCGAAGAGCAUCUCAACAGAGGCACAAGGUGGACUAGUGGAUGAGAUGGACGAUUUCGAAAAGGAGGAGCUUCUCGAAGUCAAGAUGACACAAUUGGCUCUCAUCGAACUUCAGGACGGGCCCAACGCUGCAGUCAAUUCCAGCUACGAACUUCUCUCGCUAUUUACCCGUCUAUUUGGAAACCUUUCUACCCAGUCAGCUGCCCCGCCACAGUCUAACGCGGACUCCAAGACGGCGUCGGGGCGCAGCAGUUUGCGCGGCAGCAUAUUCGCUUCCAAGGAGAAACCACGGGCGGUAUCAAGGCAAUCCGAUGAGGUUGGUGACAGGGGAACCGCACUUCCCAUCAGGCCGCCUACCUCUGCCCCCUCCAUCCAGGUCACAGAUGAGACGCCGCGACCACCGACAUCUCAGCGUGCUGGAGACGCUCCACGACGCAACAGUCUUAAGAAGAGAAAUCGAAGUCAGAGCAGAGGCCAGACAUCGUCCAACGGCACUCUGUGUCACCAAGGCAGCCACAUUGACGGCGAACCUUUCUUCACACCCAGCUUAGACGGCAGUCAACCUGGAACACCGAAAGGCCCACCAGUUGCCAUGUCCACCUCGUUUCUCUCGCGGGAAAAGACAGUUUCUUCAAUCACCUCGCGCGGCUCAAUCAUGUCAAAAGGCACGGAGUAUUCCGAACUGUCGCUAGAAAUGACGCAUGUGCCAUCGCAUGUGCUGCCGCUGGUGCAAUUCUCCAAUGAAAAGGCGAGAUCCGGACGCACGGCCAUCUUGGUCAAGGUUUGGACCAUGAUUGCCGGCUUCUAUCGCCGCGCGGACAUGCUGGACGAGUGCAAGGCUGCCAUUUCAGAGGCAGAGAAACUUGUGCAGGGCUUAGAGACGGAGGCGGCGAGGGAUCCUUCGGCCGAUGGAGCCACAAGGUCGACCGUCUGGGCCGAGAGGAAGAGCGUCGAGGGUCUCUGGGCCGAUGUUUCCUCGGAGUCUGGACUGCUCGCCCUCGCCAAGGGCACGCCAUUUGAGGCCCGGGAAGAAUUCGAGACGGCACUGACGCAUUGUCCCGACCACCCCGCCGCCACUGUUGGCCUAUCGAACAUUCUUCUCGACAUCUACAGCGAGACGCUGCUUCCCCAACCUGCCAUCCCAGCGCUAGUCAACGGCGAGGUGGCCUCAGACCCAGCCAGCGUUGCGCUCCAUGAGCACGCCCGCAAAGCCGCCCUCGCCGCCGCAGGCAUCCUACCGUCAGUCGCGCUCGGUCUAGGUCCGUCAGUCGUUGUCGACGACGAGCCGACCGCGGCCUUGUACCGCACCGGGGCCAGCAGCCCCAGCGACGACGGUCUCCCUGCGCCCUACAAGACGACCAGCUUACCGCUGUCGGACCGCCUGGCGGCACGCGACCGUGCGUACACACUGCUCACGGGGCUGACGCGUCUGGGCUCGGCGUGGGACUCGGCGGAGGCAUGGUUCGCGCUUGCCAGGGCGUACGAAGAGAGUGGCCAGCCCGACAAGGCCAAGGAGGUGCUCUGGUGGUGCGUAGAACUGGAAGAGUCGAGCGGCGUGCGAAGCUGGCGCAGUGUUGCGGCCGAUGGCUACAUUGUUUGA